Messenger RNA from Zeugodacus cucurbitae (melon fly), 910 nucleotides. It is a transcript of the gene Mpc1, whose product is annotated as mitochondrial pyruvate carrier 1. The transcript is spliced from 4 exons. The record is from RefSeq and is a predicted model, not a curated record. Gene Ontology annotation, cellular component: mitochondrial inner membrane. NCBI's taxonomy places the organism in Eukaryota, Metazoa, Arthropoda, Insecta, Diptera, Tephritidae. Bases 231 to 572 code for a protein of 113 amino acids. Gene Ontology annotation, biological process: pyruvate import into mitochondria.
UUUGAGCGAUAAGAAAUUGUAAACGUCAAGAUAUUUGAGAAAUUGAUAAUUGCGAAUUGUUGUUUGUUGUCAGCGAGUGAACAGUGCAGUUCGGUUUGUUUUGGUGGUGAUUUGGUUGUCGGUGUACGAAGUUGUCAUUUACAUAACUGAUUGGAGGAAGUAUCCUUACACAUCCUAGAAGUGGUAAAAGUUAGUAUACAGCAAAUACAUAAGUAAAACAAAAUAUCAAGAUGGCUCAACCAAACAAAACUCUGGUCGGUAAAUUGAUGAACCAAUUGAAGAGUAAAGAGUUCCGCCAAUACCUGAUGAGCACUCAUUUCUGGGGUCCUGUGGCUAAUUGGGGUAUUCCACUGGCAGCAAUUGCAGAUUUCAAGAAGGAGCCAAAAUUCAUUUCAGGAAAAAUGACACUUGCUCUCACACUGUAUUCUUGCGUGUUUAUGCGAUUUGCUUGGAAGGUACAACCAAGGAAUUUACUCCUAUUCGCUUGCCACUUCACAAACGCCACUGCCCAAUCAAUACAAGGAAUACGAUUCAUCAAUUAUGAAUUUUUAGAGAAGAAGAACGCGGCGUAAACGCAUAUUGCAAACUACAUACAUAUAUACGUAUUGGUGCUUUUCCAUGAGCUGCUGUUAAAAUAAAGUCAACUACUUAUAUACAAAUGUAUACAAAUUAGCGAAAAUUGGAAGAUAAUGAGGCUAAGAAAAGCGCGGCUCAUGCACUUAAUAAGAAUUUAUGAAAUUAAAUAUUGAAACAACAAUCAAUACGCUACUUUACUUCGUGACACUUGUGAUCGUGCAAAUAUUUCAUAAGCUGUUUUGUAAAUAAGUAGUUAUGCAAAUUUUGCAUAUUUAUCUAAAAGACCUAAUUAACAAAUUCAAUAUUAGCAAUAAAUACAUAAAACAAAUAUUUA